Eurytemora carolleeae is the source of this 1795-nucleotide messenger RNA. Its product is annotated as acetylcholine receptor subunit alpha. Gene Ontology annotation, biological process: monoatomic ion transmembrane transport; nervous system process; chemical synaptic transmission. Bases 527 to 1762 code for a protein of 411 amino acids. The transcript has 15 exons. Gene Ontology annotation, cellular component: membrane; neuron projection; synapse. The record is from RefSeq and is a predicted model, not a curated record. Lineage: Eukaryota; Metazoa; Arthropoda; Copepoda; Calanoida; Temoridae. Gene Ontology annotation, molecular function: extracellular ligand-gated monoatomic ion channel activity; neurotransmitter receptor activity; transmembrane signaling receptor activity.
GUAGUGUAUCAAAGAAAACUUGAGAACAAGCGCAAGGUAGAGUUGAGCAUUUUUAUCAAAAAAGUGGCCCAAAUUUUACCCUAAUUCAAUAUAUAAAAGUCUCUACAUUUUAUAGUUUAAUAUUGUUCGAUAAAAUGUUGGGCCCUAUAUGGGUUCAGGUAAGGGUUUCCAUUAUUCCCAAAAAAAAUCCGUUUUGAAAAUGGAAUGUUCAGGCAAUUUGUUCUAUAAAGUGGAAUUCUGAAUGAAAUGGAAACCGGAAUUUUUCCAGUUUACGUUAAGUAACCGGAAUUCUGGUGGAAACCCUUGUUCAGACGCUAAUUAGAAAUGUUUGAUGUAAAACAUCAAGCUAACAUUGUAAAACGUAAUAAGGACUCAAUGUAAACAUUACUUUUACAGAGUAAUGUUGAUAUAAAUUAGAGCGAGGAGUUGGUUGACAUUAAUAUAUUGGUAUUUUUAUACAUUGUACUCUUUGCUUAGAGGGUGUGUCAUUCUAGUUUAGUAGUUGUAAACCCAGGCUAGUGUAAGCAUGAUAUUCUUUUAUAUUUUUCUUCUUCUUUUUCCACAUCAAAUAUGUCAGGCUGAGGUGAAUAGUAACAUGGAAGGGAAGCUGCUCAAUGACCUACUCAAGGAUUAUAACAAAAUGUCCAGACCAGUGAAGAAUUUAUCAUCACCAUUAGAAGUAACAAUCAAUAUUGGGACAUUUGAAUCCUUUGAUUUGGAUGAGAUAAGUCAGACCAUCAGUGUUCUACUGUAUAUAACUGUCUCAUGGGUUGAUAAAUUUCUAACCUGGAAUCCAGAGGAGUAUUCUGGUAUUAACCAAACCAGGCUUCCUGCUGGGCAAAUCUGGAUUCCAGAUUUACAACUGCAACACACACCUAUAGGAUCUGGAAUGCUAUCCACAGAGUCCAAUGCAAUACUUGAUAGUUCAGGAUUAGUUAAACACACACCACCAGGAACGAUUAAAACCAUUUGUCAAGAAAUGGACUUGUAUAAGUUUCCAUAUGAUACCCAAACCUGCACUAUUGAACAUCUUUCUUUUACCCAUCCUUCAAAUGAACUUUUCUUGCGUCUAGGGGACUUCACACUCGACCAAAAUACAUUUCAGAGUCAGGAGUGGCAGUUACUGAAUGUGACUUCUCGCAUUGAAAUCAAUUACUACGGUGGUCCUUAUCCAUUUCAAAAACACAUAAUUUGUCUGAUGGUAAAAAGAAUACCAAAUUACUACAUUUCCAACAUGAUUUACCCUUAUGCAGUAUUGGCUAGUGUUGCUGGUCUUGGAUUCACCCUUCCCCCCGAUUCUGCAGAUAAGCUCUCCCUCGGUGUCAGUGUUCUCCUGUCCACAACCUUCUAUGCUGGAAUGGUGGCUGAUAUUGUUCCUGUUACAACAUCCAUGCCAUUCCUAGGAUUAUACUGUUUGGUUAUGAUGAGUUUGGUAGCAUUUAGUGUUGUCUCAACCCUUGCUGUUAUCAAUCUUCAUAACAGAGGUGAGGCAAAGAUGUCAUAUCUACAGAAAACUAUAUUUCUAAAGUUUCUGCCUAGCCUUCUUUUCAUGGAAAAAAAGUCAAAACCAAGUCAAGUUCAAAGAAAUACCAAUCACAAGGGGAAAGUUCAGGUUGAGACUCUGAAUGAUUCUUCAAAAGAGGUUGAACAGGAACAAGCAAAGGACUGGAAGUUUGCAGCAAAGGUUUUGAAUGAGUUCUGCAUGAUCAUAUUCUCAGCUGGGUUCUUCAUUAUUUUUGCUUACACUAUUUUUUUUUUGUAGAUAUAAAAUAACAGACAAAAUAAACCAUAACAG